Suillus subalutaceus is the source of this 1368-nucleotide messenger RNA. RefSeq lists its product as uncharacterized. The record is from RefSeq and is a predicted model, not a curated record. Bases 1 to 1368 code for a protein of 455 amino acids. The transcript is spliced from 11 exons. NCBI's taxonomy places the organism in Eukaryota, Fungi, Basidiomycota, Agaricomycetes, Boletales, Suillaceae.
AUGUCUAUCAGCAACACAGAUUUCUCUUCUGGAUCCACUAGAUACUCGCAUGAUUUUUUGACUCCAUUGUUGCAUGCAGUGGAAAUGGCCCAAAGUUCUACAUCAAAAACUCACACUCCCCUGUCUGCAACAAUUCCUCAAGCUUCGCCGGACUUAUUCAACGACACACACUCUUUUGCAGGGACUCCUUCUGCCAGUGGAUUCUCUCAUGGUGCAUAUAUGCACUCGGUCACCCCAAAUUUCCAGCAGAUGCAUGUCUUACAGGAACAGCUAUCUCUAUACCAAGCCAAACUGAGUGAGACUCAACUCGAGCUAUGCAAGACAAUGACAGAACAUGAUACUAUCAAGGCAUCUUUCAGGGAGCUUAUCGCUGUUCUACGACUCCCUGAGAGCACUGACCCACUGAAUUUCAGCCUUACAAGCAGCACUUUGACAGUACAUGACAAGGUCCUUCAUCCGUCAAGAGAAUCUCACCCGAAAGUCCAUUUCUGGACUCGAACUGAUUAUAACAAAUAUAUUGAGAAUGCUGAGUCUGGUUCUGGAACUCGGGGUAAAGUCCCUUGGCUUGCAUUGGAAGAUGGGGGACCUGUCACAGUUGAACAACUUAGGGCCAUUCGAAAGGCCAUUCAUGCAGCAUGGGCUGAAUUAGUUGUUCAGAAAAUGGCCCCUCCUACCUGGUUGAGGAUUUGUGCUACCAGCAAGAAGCUUGUAUUCAACAUCGUGGAUGCACCAGGAAAGAUUUUGACCAAGGAAGAGCUUGUAGAAGAUGACUCAGACCUUGUCAUAUCGGAAUCGAAACGCACUGUUCACAACAAAAACGGCAAGCGUGGCAUCUCCACUGCUUUUGACGGUUACAAAAGAUCUCCUGCAUGCUGGACCAAGUUUUCACCAACUCAUCACUCACAAACGUCUCUCAGUGCACAAGGUGCCAACAAGGAGAACAAGUUUGUAUUACAAAACCCACUCCCAAUCAAGAAAACGGAUGAUGGACCAGCUGCAUCAAACAGACCAUUGGACAACAAGGCCUCAAAGAAGAAGAUGCGCCCAGGUGUAGCAAAGAAUGCACGAAACUUAUGCGCAUUGCGCUGGUUGAAGCAAGUGAAAAUGAAUGGCACGACAGAUGAAUCCUGUGACGAAUAUAAGGCUGAUGUCGAGCGGUUGCAGAGCGCAGACUUCAUUCUGUUCUUUUCGUCCAUCGUGCCCUCAAACAAAAGUGUGCUCGUCAUUGCGCAAGACGACGAAGGAAUGCGAGACCCGACGGACCCCCUGCCGGACAUGGCGGACCUGGCGGACUUUCGAGAAUUCCGAGGUGGUGGAUACAACACUCGAUCUGAAGAUCCUCUGCAGAGAAACGGUUUCAAAUCCUAG